This is a messenger RNA of Pseudophryne corroboree (corroboree frog), 3970 nucleotides long. It is a transcript of the gene PLEKHF1, whose product is annotated as pleckstrin homology and FYVE domain containing 1. The record is from RefSeq and is a predicted model, not a curated record. Gene Ontology annotation, cellular component: lysosome; early endosome. Gene Ontology annotation, molecular function: metal ion binding; phosphatidylinositol binding. The transcript is spliced from 2 exons. NCBI's taxonomy places the organism in Eukaryota, Metazoa, Chordata, Amphibia, Anura, Myobatrachidae. Gene Ontology annotation, biological process: endosome organization; positive regulation of autophagy; endosome to lysosome transport. Bases 291 to 1103 code for a protein of 270 amino acids.
CUGCAAGAAUGAGGGGGAUUUACUAAUGGUCAUGUGCUAUAGCUGUGUAGCAUAAAGGGAUAGCACACAGUCUGCCAGGAGACAGAACUAGACAGAACAUAAGAGCCGCAGACACCCAUUUCCACCAUCAGGAUUAUUUGGGAGCUACCGCCCUCAUCGCCCCCUAAACCUGCACCCCUGAGGACACCGUGUAAUGUAGCUGCGGCUGCACACUAGGAUCCAUCUGCUUCCAGUACAAACACAGAGUGGGAGCAGCAGAAACUCACAGCAGACUGGGCAUAAGAUAAGACAUGGUGGACCACCUCGCUUACACGGAAAUCAACAAUCAACGGAUAACAGCAGUAGAAGCCUGUUUUGGCGCAGCUGGCCAGCCUCUCACUUAUCCGGGAAGAGUUCUCGUGGGUGAAGGGAUAUUGACCAAAGAAUGCCGGAAAAAGCCCAAACCAAGGAUCUUCUUUCUCUUCAGUGACAUUCUUGUAUAUGGAACCAUUGUGAUCAACAAAGUCAAAUACAGUUGUCAACACAUUAUCCCCUUGGAUGAUGUGACCACUGAGAUUCUUCCUGACAGUGGAGACAUGAUGAACCGGUGGAUGCUGAAGACCUCAAAGAAAUCCUUUGUGGUUUGUGCCGCCUCUUUCACUGAACGGAAAGAGUGGAUCAGUCACAUCAAAGAAUGCUCUAAUCGGAUGCUGCAGAAGACCGGUAGACAACCUCCCAGCAAACACGCCGCUCCAUGGAUACCGGACAAAGCCACCGACAUCUGCAUGCGAUGCACUCAGACUAAGUUUACAACAAUAACUCGUAGACACCAUUGUCGCAACUGUGGCUUUGUCGUAUGUCAGGAUUGCUCCAAGAAUAGGUUUGUGAUUCCAUCCUUAUCCUCCAAGCCUUUAAGGGUGUGUAACCUGUGCCACAGAAGGCUGAUGUCCGAUAAAAUAGCAGAAAAAGAAGAACUGGAAAGGCAAGCUCUGGAGUUAGAGAGAGAAGUUCCAGUGUAUGAUCCAUCCAGUGAAGACGAUAGUGAUAAUGAUGAUGACAAGAACAGUGUCUUUCCUUCAAAUGAAGAUUUCUAUUCUUCUUCGUGGUCUGCCUUCCAUGCAUGAUUUGUGUGUGUGUUUGUAUGGGUUAUUAGGACCAGUGGCAGCUCCAGAAGUGGGGAGCCACACCAACUGCUACCGCAAACACUGCCAAACAUCGCCGGUUGGGACUCACUGGCAGUUGGUGUGACUCUGUUUUUGAAUUUUGAAAGUUAGGGGCAGUGAAUGGGAGGUGGCUAGUACAGUAGUGCAAUCAAAAAUGGUCCACAGCAGGCAUAGGAGGCCAUAGUCAAGCAGAGAAGCUGUACAUUCCAUAGUGCUGCUGCAAGUUUUGUUGGUAUUACUGCGUGUAUGCAGGGGCAUAGAGAGGGAGGCCGGGCCCAAGUAAUGCAGGGUGCCAUAGCCAUGCUUCUUUUAAAAAAAAUAGAUUAAAAAUGAUAGCCAUUUGCCCCUCAGCCAGGGGCAGAUCCAUAGGGGGAGGGGGGGGCACGAUCAGUCUGAUCUCAUCACCCCCCACCCCUCCUGCUGGCAGUGGACCAUAUAUGUUAGCUGCAGGGGAGAGAGAGAGGCUGCUGCCAGCUGAUACUUGAGAGGCCAUAACAGUGAUGUUCCUCCCAUGGUCUAUAGCUGGUGAGCACAUUGUGCAGAUAAAAGUCCUAGAAAAACUUCCACUACAGUCCUUGAUGAAGAUGUAGCCACCACCUACCUAGUAGGUGGUGGUCACAUCUAGUUCUAGAAAGUAGUACAGACCAUUCAAAUCAAAGUCCACCUGUGCCUUGAGUCCGACGAUAACGUUCAAGAGAAGAUGAUCUCUCUUGGCGAAUGAUGUAUUUGAAAGACGUGAGAUCUUCUAGGAGCACUCGUGCUGGUUCAUGGGUUCUCCGGGAACCUUCGUUGCCACAAAUGGCCUAGCCUAUACUUGGAAAGCAUUCCAUAGCCCUUCAUGACACUAGCCACCUAGACUAUUUCCAAAGCGGAGCUGAAAUGUGUCUCUACGUGGACCUAAUGAUAAGUUGUAUAUUUGUGUAGAACAGUAACAGUAUUGCCGAUAUAGCUCUUCUUAAAGAGAAAUUAAAUGUAAAAUCAAGUUGUCAUAUAAUAAACUAAUAUCUGUGUAAAUAAGUUAUCAGAUCUUCAGGUAGAGCCGUCAUCAUGGAGGAGUAUUUAAACAAGCGUCUCCGAUUUUUUUCUUCCUCUUUCUUGUUUCGACAACUUGUAUUUUAGAUUUAGUUUUCUUUAAAAAGUGACUCCUUGCCAUAGAUAAUGUGGGCACUCCCAGUAUAAGGGAGAACGUUGGUACUCCUGUGUCUAGGAGACAUUUCAGUGAACUUUUGUUGUGUAUGAAAGUAUUAUGUUGUGUAAGGUUACGUACAAGUCAUUGCCAUAUACACUUUCUGCCUUUAUAUGGCAUGUACAUAGAUAGGAGGAGUGGUUAUGCAAAUUAGUGGGUGUGGCUUCACAGAGUAAAUGAGGAAGAAAGCGAUAAGGCGGAUUUUCUAAGACAUUGGACUAGCACAAUAAUGCACAGACAAAGGGCCUCCUGUAAUUCAUGUUGUACGCAGUGCCGAUGUUCAUGCAAUGGAGCGAUUAUCGUCAGACUGCACAUGUGCGGCGAUCGCAAUUACACACACUCCAAGGUGCCAUUGCACUCGCGCUCACGGUAAGAUUGUUUUUUAUCGCAGAGUGAUUGACAGGAAGGGACCGUCGUUUCGGGGCGGUAACUGGGAGUGGUGGCAAAAACGCAGCCGUUUUCAAGGCAUACAUCUGCCUUCAUCUGCGAUCACGUACUUAGAGAAAUAUGGCGCCAGAGACGCUACUGCCAUAGCCAGUCUGUGUUGCAAGUCCAUCAGCCUGAAGAUUCGCAGCUGUGUAGGCACGUGCGCAAAAACAUGAAUUAGGUCCAGAGGUGUGUUCCGUCACCGUGUUCCACCAGUAUUAUCACCACUAGUGCCUAGAGUUGUUGGAGGGGUCCUGACCUGACUAUUGCAGUGUAAUGUAUUGGAGCCAGCUAUGCGGAACACUACAAAUGAAGUUUUUGGGGUAAUUUGAAUAUUACUCUCAUACUAUUACUAUUAUUGUUAUGGUAUUGCUAUUAUUUAAUUGCUACAUAUCUGACUCUAUACUGAUAAUGAAAUGAAUACACUAUAUUUUGAGUUUUGUCCACUGUGUAACCUUUGGAUAGUGUUUAUCUAUGGUGUUUACAUAUUGCAAUAUUAUGGUAUAUGCUAUGCAUUUAACACUAAGGUUUUAUUGUGCAAUAAUAUUUCCAGCUCGCCACCUUUUCAUUAUAAAUAAUGUGAUCAUUUAUAUAAUAAUAUGUGUGUGCGUGCAUGCAUGUGUGUGUGUGUUGGAGAGACAAUAAUUGGUAUACAGGUAAUAUGACGUGUUGCCGUACUGACAAAGGUUAUUUUCAGUAAAGUCGGUCGGUCUCUGGGUAUUAAAACAAAUUUCCUGUUCUCCCCUAGAAGCUGAUUGGCUAAAGAACCAUUUAUCAUAUGUAACGCAUUUUAUCCCUCGUUGAUAAAUGAGCCCCUUAGUUCCAUCUGUCAAUAAUUAAAAAUUAGUGUUCAGUAAAUAAUAAGAAUUUACUUACCGAUAAUUCUAUUUCUCGUAGUCCGUAGUGGAUGCUGGGGACUCCGUAAGGACCAUGGGGAAUAGCGGCUCCGCAGGAGACAGGGCACAAAAGUAAAAGCUUUAGGAUCAGGUGGUGUGCACUGGCUCCUCCCCCUAUGACCCUCCUCCAAGCCUCAGCCAGGAUACUGUGCCCGGACGAGCGUACACAAUAAGGAAGGAUUUUGAAUCCCGGGUAAGACUCAUACCAGCCACACCAAUCACACUGUACAACCUGUGAUCUGAACCCAGUUAACAGCAUGAUAACAGCGGAGCCUCUGAAAAGAUGGCUCACAACAAUAAUAACCCGAUUUUUGUAACAA